Molecule: messenger RNA, 2321 nt
Organism: Oldenlandia corymbosa var. corymbosa
Lineage: Eukaryota; Viridiplantae; Streptophyta; Magnoliopsida; Gentianales; Rubiaceae
Source: the annotation of a GenBank genome assembly
CUCCCACAGCAGAAUCCCCAACCUCAAACAUUUUGAAUUUCCCGGAAAAAAAAAUAGAAAGAAAUCGCCAUUCUCUUUUGCUCCCAUUGUUAUUAGGGUUUCGGCCACUCUGUGAUCAACGGAAACGCCAAUGGGAGUUGGAGGAAACUUCUGGGAUUUGCUAAAACCCUACGCACGAUCCGAAGGGUUCGACUUCUUGAGGGAGAAACGGGUCGCUGUGGAUCUCUCGUAUUGGAUUGUCCAAAAUGAGACCGCCAUUAAAGGCCAGGCUCUGAAUCCCCACAUUAGACUCAUCUUUUUCCGUACUAUUAACCUCUUCUCUAAGUUUGGGGCGUAUCCUGUAUUUGUGGUGGAUGGAACUCCUUCACAUUUGAAGUCUCAAGCAAGAAUAAAACGAUAUUUUCGAGCCUCUGGUGUUGACAUGUCGAGUUUGCCUGUGCCUAAAGAUGGCAUUUCAGUUGAAAGGAACAAGGCAUUCCAGAAGAGCGUCAAAGAAUGUAUUGAAUUUCUUCAACUUCUUGGCAUGCCUGUCCUCAGAGCAGAAGGCGAGGCUGAAGCCUUAUGUGCCCAAUUAAAUAGAGAGGGGCAUGUUGAUGCUUGUAUUACUGCUGACAGUGAUGCAUUUCUUUUUGGGGCCAAGUGUGUCAUCAAACAUAUUCGGCCUAAUUCCAAAGAUCCACUUGAAUGCUACCUAAUGUCUGACAUUGAGGCAGGUCUUGGACUUAAGAGAAAACAUUUAAUUGCCAUUUCACUUCUGGUUGGAAGUGAUCACGAUUUAAAUGGGAUACAAGGAAUUGGUGUUGAUAAAGCCAUUCGUUUCCUCAAACCUUUCAGUGAAGAGGAGGUUUUGAAUAGGUUGCUUCAAGUAGGUCGAGGAGAGAAUAUCCUUCUCUCUGGGGAUAUCAACUCAAACAGUGACUUUGUAACCAAUGUAGAGAGCCCCAAGUCAAAAUUGCCACAUUGUUCGCUCUGUGGUCACCCAGGAAGCAAAAAAGCUCAUUUCCAGACUUCUUGUGAGAUCUGUGUAUCUGUUACCGGUGAAGGUUGUACGCAAAAACCUCCAGGCUUCAAAUGCAACUGCGCCAGAUGCAGUUUGGAGCAGGAAGCCAAAGAGAAGCGAAAGAGAGAAAUUUGGCAACUGAAGAUCUGUGAAAAGAUUGCUUUGGAGCCUAAUUUUCCAAAUUCAGAUAUCAUAGAUAUGUACUUAAGGGAUAACAAUGGAACAGAUGAUGUUUGUGAUAUAUCUUGGAAAAAUCCUGAUACAGAAAUGCUGAUUGACUAUUUAGCUUAUUCUCAGCGUUGGGAGCCAUCUUAUAUACGAAAGAUGAUGCUUCCGUUUAUGUCUACACUGUAUUUGAGAGAUGUGGCAUCUAAUCGAAGUGAUAUUUUGUUAUGCGGGCAAUAUGAGUUCCAUUCCAUUCAGCGCAUCAAAAAGAGGCUUGGACAUCAACUUUAUGCAGUUAAAUGGAAGAGAAAUGCAAAUGCAGUGGCUGGCGUUGGGCUAACUACCCCUCUAGAGCCCGAUUUGCAUCAUGAGCUGGGGGAAGCUGAUGAAUCUGCUGAUUUACUAGAAGAACCAGAUGUACCUCAGGUGUACAUUGAAGAUGGAUGCUGGUUCUUGUUGACUGAUGAAGAAUUGAAACUUGUUCAAAAUGCUUAUCCUGAAAAGGUGAAUGUAUUUCUUAAGGAAAAGGAGUUGAAAGAAAAGAAGUCAAAAGGAAAGAAAACAAACUUGGAAUCACCACGAGGCGUGCAGCUCAGCAUCACGGAGUUUUACCGUUCAUCUAAGGCUGUUGGUGCUGCAAAGCCCCCGAGUGAAGUUGAAGCAGUUGAAAGUUCGAAGAAUAAUUAUGGUUCUCCUGGAAUCAAAAGGAAGGAGAAGAGUUCUAUUUCCAAGUCAGUUAGACGACGUCUCUUGUUUGCAUAGCCACAACAUCGGUACGUUUUCAGUAGAGUAGCAAACCGUUAGUUGAUAUGUAAAUUAAAUAGGCCUGAUAGCCCUGUUUGUUUGUGCAAGCCAUUUUGUUCUAGUUGUAAAUUAACUAGAGUCUUCCUCUAGUUAAACAGACUAAUUAGUGAUAAAUGCCCAAGCUCGAAAGUAUUUCAGUAGUUAGGUUUUCCUUUGUAGGUGAAUCUGGGAACUGGGAAGUAUUGCAAGAACCAGUUCUUGUUUGGGUUUGCUUGGCAAGAAUAAAGCUAGCUGUACAUAUGUAUCCAGUUAUGUACUAUGCGAACUCCAUUCAAAAAGCUUUUGGUAAUGUAUUCUGUAUAGCAAUUGGGUUGCCUUUCGGAAAAGUUAAAAAAGUAAAAUGCUGUGACGC